Astyanax mexicanus (Mexican tetra) is the source of this 1328-nucleotide messenger RNA. It is a transcript of the gene cdk7, whose product is annotated as cyclin-dependent kinase 7. Gene Ontology annotation, biological process: positive regulation of transcription by RNA polymerase II; protein phosphorylation. Lineage: Eukaryota; Metazoa; Chordata; Actinopteri; Characiformes; Acestrorhamphidae. Gene Ontology annotation, molecular function: RNA polymerase II CTD heptapeptide repeat kinase activity; cyclin-dependent protein serine/threonine kinase activity; ATP binding. Gene Ontology annotation, cellular component: cytoplasm; transcription factor TFIIH holo complex; transcription factor TFIIK complex. Bases 87 to 1124 code for a protein of 345 amino acids. The record is from RefSeq and is a predicted model, not a curated record. The transcript is spliced from 12 exons.
CUCUUGUGUUACCCGGAUGUAUUUAGAGCGCUUUAACUGAACAGCAGCAGCCUGGCUUCUCACAAAGAAGCAGCUAAACUCCGGUCAUGGCUCUAGAUGUGAAGUCCAGAGCGAAACGAUAUGAAAAGCUGGACUUUCUGGGAGAGGGUCAGUUUGCCACUGUGUACAAGGCAAGAGACAAAACUACAAACCGAAUUGUUGCAAUUAAAAAGAUUAAAGUUGGACACAGAACAGAAGCUAAAGAUGGCAUUAACAGAACAGCUCUCAGAGAGAUUAAGCUACUGCAAGAGCUGAGCCACCCAAACAUUAUUGGACUUCUUGAUGCCUUCGGACACAAAUCCAACAUCAGCCUUGUGUUUGACUACAUGGAGACGGAUCUAGAGGUGAUCAUAAAGGACACUAGUCUUGUACUGACGCCAGCCAACAUAAAGGCAUACACACUGAUGACUCUGCAGGGCCUGGAGUACAUGCACAGUCACUGGGUUCUGCACAGGGAUUUGAAGCCCAAUAAUUUGCUUUUAGAUGAAAAUGGAGUUCUGAAACUUGCUGAUUUUGGCUUGGCGAAAGCAUUUGGAAGCCCUAACAGAGUCUACACACAUCAGGUCGUGACCAGAUGGUACCGUGCACCGGAGCUGCUUUUCGGGGCCAGGAUGUAUGGAGUGGGUGUGGACAUGUGGGCUGUUGGCUGCAUCCUUGCAGAACUCCUCCUCAGGGUACCUUUUCUGGCUGGGGAUUCGGACCUGGAUCAGCUGACAAAGAUAUUUGAAGCUUUGGGGACUCCAACAGAAGACAUUUGGCCUGGUAUGACCAGUCUCCCAGACUUCGUAUCAUUUAAACCAUUUCCUGGCACGCCGUUGGAGCACAUUUUCAGUGCAGCUAGUGACGACCUGCUGGAUCUCCUACAAGGCCUGUUCACAUUUAACCCUUGCACCCGCUUCACAGCCACAAAGGCCCUGAAGUCGCAAUAUUUCAGUAAGAAACCAGGACCCACACCAGGCCCUCAGCUGCCCAGACCAAACUCUUCAGCAGAAGCUCUGAAAGAAAAAGAAAAUCUCACCAUUGGCAUCAAGAGGAAACGGGAUGGUAUUGAUCAAGCUAGCCUGAAGAAAAAGCUGGUGUUUUAGGAGAGGAGGUUAAAAAUCCCACCUGUCUGCCUUUGAGCCACGUGACCACUAGUGCUGCUGAAAACCUCCACGAACAAUAAAUCCAUUGGUCAGCCGUUCAUCUUGCAUAAUGAUUUUGUACAUAUUUAUGGUAACUUGAUUUGUUUGAUUUUUGUUUUCAGUUAUUUUUUUACAUGCUGUAAGUAAUUAAAUUAUGAUGAAAGG